ACAAAUAAAAUAUGCCCUCUUACAAACUGACUUACUUUGAUGCUUGUGGGUUUGGAGAGUCAGCACGAAUGUUAUUCCAUCUUGGUGGGGUACCAUAUGAGGAUGUUCGACUGCCGACGAUCAAUGCUGUUCCGGGAUUUCAAAGUGACGAAUUUUCAGCGUUGAAAGACAAGACCCCAUUUGGCCGAUUCACAGUUCUUUCCAUCGACGGUUUUGAUCUUGCUCAAUCUUCUGCAAUUCAUCGUUAUCUGGCUAGAAAGUUUGGCUACGCUGGAAAAACACCGGAAGACGAGGCUUUUGCUGAUUCUAUCGUUGAUCAGUUUAAUGAGUACUACGCGUCACUCCAUCCCUACCGUGAUGCCGUGAAAACUGGAAAAACAAUGGAAGAAGUGAAGCAAAUUCAUGACAAAGUUUACAUUCCAGCAAAAAACUUAAUGUUCAAAAUAUUGACUCGAAUUCUUAAAGAGAACAAAUCGGGUUUCCUUGUUGGAGAUGGAUUGACUUGGGCAGAUCUGGUGGUGGCUGAUCAUUUGUAUACUCUGACGAAUCUCAAGGAACUUGAUCCAGAAGAUCCAAUUCAUUUAACUUUGAGAAAAUUCCAGGAGAAAAUAUUUAAUCUUACCGAGUUGAAAGAUUACAUCGAGACAAGACCAGUGACGCUUGUGUGAAUUGUUUUUUUUGUGAAAGAAAAAAUAAUGAUGCAAUAAAAUAGUUUUAAAAAUUU
Messenger RNA from Caenorhabditis elegans, 724 nucleotides. RefSeq names its product glutathione transferase (gene gst-22). The record is from RefSeq and is marked reviewed. Gene Ontology annotation, molecular function: glutathione transferase activity. NCBI's taxonomy places the organism in Eukaryota, Metazoa, Nematoda, Chromadorea, Rhabditida, Rhabditidae. The coding region runs from base 12 to 668 and encodes 218 amino acids. The transcript has 2 exons. Gene Ontology annotation, cellular component: cytoplasm.